Durusdinium trenchii is the source of this 447-nucleotide messenger RNA. Lineage: Eukaryota; Dinophyceae; Suessiales; Symbiodiniaceae. The record is from the annotation of a GenBank genome assembly.
GUUCACCACGGCUUGCCAGAAACAGCAUUGCAACCAAGGAUGGAGGAGCCAGACUGUCGGCUAUUGGUCGAAUUGCUUUGCGGGAUAAGCCGAGCCAGCAGCAGCACUCUGCUGCAAUCUAUGGUGCUGGUGGUGGCCGUUUGUGGCCUCGCUUUUUGGACCAGGUUUGCGAACGUCCUCCACCAGCUCCCCGAAAGGAGCCCCAGGAAAAUUCACCGAGCCGGCCACAGAGCGACCGAGGACUUCCAGCUUCAAGGUCCUCCUCUGCUCCAAGGUGCCCUUCGACACAGAGGGGCAGCUCUCUUCCUCGAGAGCCCAAUGAGGGGAGAGGCCCGCCGCAGCGAGCAGCUUCGUCCAUCGAUUGCUCCUCCUUUGAUCGAGCAGGAAAUUGCCCUGUUCCGUCCAGUAGUUUGCCAAGCCGGUCGGCAUUCCCGAAGAACAUGCUAG